Messenger RNA from Syzygium oleosum, 686 nucleotides. Its product is annotated as protein SAMBA. The coding region runs from base 1 to 318 and encodes 105 amino acids. NCBI's taxonomy places the organism in Eukaryota, Viridiplantae, Streptophyta, Magnoliopsida, Myrtales, Myrtaceae. Gene Ontology annotation, molecular function: anaphase-promoting complex binding. The record is from RefSeq and is a predicted model, not a curated record. Gene Ontology annotation, biological process: negative regulation of organ growth. The transcript is spliced from 3 exons.
AUGAACAGUAGCUCGUCGUCGCCGUCUCGGUCGUCGAUGUCGACGGCGGCGGUCGUCGGGGGGAGCGCGAGCAACGCCACCUUGUCCGCGGAGGAGUUCCCCGAUCCCAUCUGCGUCCACGACCGCAAGGGCGAGGCGAUGCGAGUUCUGAAAGCUGAUCUGAAGGCUGCAUUGGACAAGGAGGUGAAAUCCAUGGAUGAGGAGAGCUGGAAGUUCGAUGGACCGCGGUCUCGCAUCAACCUCUUGUCUAAACCAGGUGGAUUUCUUCCCAGACAAAUGGCAAUAACUAGGCAUAAGGACUCAGCUUCUGCAAAGUAAUUCAGACAGUCUUUUUGGCUGGUGACGCGUUGUGUCAGUGAUCGAUCAGAGACUAGUUUCUUGGAUUACUGCUGAAGUAACUCAAGCACUUCUAUUGGCGAACUUCAUUCUAGGUAGUGUCACUACUGCAUAAGUAUGUGUAUCGGUUUGUCCUGAGAUGCAAUAAUUUUGCACAAGCUUGAAUUAGUAAUCAAGAAAACAGAGUGAUCUGCUGGUGUAUUUUAUAGUUUUCUUGGAAUCACUCUCUCUCUCUCUCUCACAGAGCCAUAGAGAGAUUAUGAAGAUGAGAAGGUCAAAAGAGAUGUAAUUCGCAAGGACAUUCGCUCUUAUGGUUUCUUUAGAAUUUUCAGUUCGUUGGUUUCUACUCA